This is a messenger RNA of Girardinichthys multiradiatus, 1887 nucleotides long. RefSeq names its product hexosaminidase A (alpha polypeptide) (gene hexa). The transcript has 14 exons. Gene Ontology annotation, cellular component: membrane. Gene Ontology annotation, biological process: ganglioside catabolic process; carbohydrate metabolic process; glycosaminoglycan metabolic process. The record is from RefSeq and is a predicted model, not a curated record. NCBI's taxonomy places the organism in Eukaryota, Metazoa, Chordata, Actinopteri, Cyprinodontiformes, Goodeidae. Bases 15 to 1628 code for a protein of 537 amino acids. Gene Ontology annotation, molecular function: beta-N-acetylhexosaminidase activity.
GUGAAAAGUCCAAUAUGAAAGUCGUGUGCUCAGUAAAUCCAGGACAUUGCACUGUAAUAAGUUAUAAUUUCCUACUACUGAUCAUACUACAGCUUUGCUUAGACACAGUGGAGGGUGUGUGGCCAUUACCACAAACUUUUAUCACCUCGCCAGAGAGAUACCAACUGAAGCCUCAAUCUUUCAGCUUUGGUUACAGAAGACACUUGGCUGCACAGCACCACUGUUCUGUUCUGGAUGCUGCAUUCAAGAGAUAUUUUUCCAUUUUAUUUCCAGACUACGCUUCUGGAAAUGAUACUAUACGAUUCAGUGAGAACGAGAUAUUUACUCUCACAAUCAGUCUUGACCAUCAUGACUGUGAGGGUUACCCAAAUCAAGACUCUUCUGAGAGAUACAAAUUGAAUGUCUCUGCUGGGCAAGCAUCUCUGAAUGCUGAAACUGUGUGGGGUGUUCUGAAAGGUCUAGAAACCUUCAGUCAGUUGGUGUAUCAAGAUGAUUUUGGCUCAUAUUAUAUCAACAAGACCAAUAUCGAGGACUUCCCACAAUUCCAAUACAGAGGAAUUUUACUGGACACUUCACGCCACUAUUUACCAGUGCAGACCAUUUUAAAAACUCUGGAUGCAAUGGCCUACAGUAAGUUUAAUGUGUUUCAUUGGCACAUUGUUGAUGAUCCCGCCUUCCCCUACCAAAGUCGCACAUUUCCAGACCUUUCCAAUAAGGGGGCUUUCCACCCGAUGACUCACAUCUACACACAGUCAGAUGUGAGAAGGGUGAUCUCAUACGCCAGGAUGCGAGGAAUAAGAGUCCUUCCUGAGUUUGACUCACCAGGUCACACAAAAUCUUGGGGAAAAGGUCAGCCUGACUUGUUGACUCCCUGCUACAAAGGGGGCACUCCUUCAGGGACUUUUGGACCUGUUAAUCCGACAUCACCCUCCACCUAUCAGUUCAUGGCAUCACUUUUUAAGGAAGUGGCCUCAGUGUUUCCUGACACCUAUAUCCACUUAGGAGGGGAUGAAGUUGACUUUUAUUGCUGGAGAUCAAAUCCUUACAUUCGUGCAUUCAUGCACAAGAUGGGUUUUGGAGUGGACUUUAAUAAACUGGAAGCAUUCUACAUUGAAAAGAUUGUGAACAUCACAUCAGCUCUCAGGAAGACAUCCAUUGUGUGGCAGGAUGUUUUUGACUACCAUGAACAACACAAGUCUUUGUCAGUGGUGGAGGUAUGGAAACAGGGCUGUUACCUGUGUGAAGUACGCAAGGUUGUUAAAGCAGGGCUAAGGGUGAUUCUGGCCUCUCCUUGGUAUCUGGACCAGCCUGGACCCACACACAACUGGGCCCGCUACUAUAACGUAUGGCCUCUAGCCUUCAAGGGUACUGAGAAGCAGAAGAGGCUAGUGAUUGGGGGAGAAGUCUGCUUAUGGGGGGAAUAUGUAGAUGCCACCAACCUCUCCCCACGUCUCUGGCCAAGAGCAAGUGCUGCUGCUGAGAGACUGUGGAGCAAUGAGAGGCAGACCUCCAGUGUGGACAAAGCGUUUCCACGACUGCAGGAGUUUCGAUGCAAGCUCCUGAGGCGUGGAAUCCAAGCUGAGCCUCUUGAUGUAGGCCACUGCAAACAUGAGUAUCAAAGUGUUUGAGGAUGAUUUGACAUGCAACCUUUUUUGAUCCUUUGGGACAAAAAGAAAGGGAUGAAAGAAAAGACAAGGAAAAUCAAGUAAUUGACACUUUAAGCUUAUAUUAUUUAUUUUUAUUUAUUUUUUUGGGUACCCAAUUUUACACAAAAAACACCUAUGCUUUGUCAUAUACUUUUUAUCUUUAUAUCUACUUAAAAAAACUUGUGAAAUAUGCUGAGCUUAUUUCUUGAAAUAUAAUUAAACAAUUUGUGUGCAGACCAUA